Cicer arietinum (chickpea) is the source of this 601-nucleotide messenger RNA. Lineage: Eukaryota; Viridiplantae; Streptophyta; Magnoliopsida; Fabales; Fabaceae. The record is from RefSeq and is a predicted model, not a curated record.
UUUCUUUUAACAAUUGUUUAUCCUUCCUAUAUCCAAGAUUAUUCACUUCCAAAAAAAAGAUUAAUUGCAUAUACAAUGUCCAUGUUUAUCUCAAAAUUUCUUUUGUUAUGUGCAUUGAUGUUACUAUCGCUGCAUAAUGUAGUUGGAUUGCGUGUAGUAAUGACUAACAAGUUGACCGACGGUUUGAAGUUUACUGUAUUGCGUGUGGUAAUGACUAACAAGUUGACCGAUGGUUUGAAGUUAACUGUUCAUUGCAAAUCUAAAGACGAUGAUCUUGGAGUUCAUGUUCUUUCUCCUGAUGAAAAUUAUGGAUUUAAAUUUAGACAUAACUGGUUUGCUGAAACACUAUUCCAUUGUUCUUUUCAAUGGAAUGAUGUGAUACAUUGGUUUGAUAUAUACCAGGAAGUAAGAGAUUAUCCUCUUUGUAAGGCUUGCUAUUGGAAAAUAAUGCAAAUAGGACCGUGCAUGAUAGAUCCAAAGGGUGAUAUUUGCUAUCCGUGGAAUAAAUAAACUAAUAGUAUGUCAUAUAUAUAUAUAUAUUAAUAAAGUUGUAUUUGGGGGUAAUGAGAAUCCAAUGUAUUAUAGAUCUUCCAUCUUCUUA